AUGGUGGGUGCUGCAUGUGUUCCAGGGGCCCACGUGGUGCUGGCCUGUCGGGACAUGGGGAAGGCGGAGAGGGCGGUGGCCGACAUCGUGAGAGAGGUGGAGGGGGCCAGUGUGGUGGCCAAGAAGCUGGAUCUGGCCGACACAAAGUCCAUCUGUGAAUUUGCAGAGAACAUUUACAACACUGAAAAAUGCCUGCAUUUCCUUGUCAACAAUGCGGGUGUGGCCGUCUGUGCAUACUCAAGAACCAGAGAUGAAUUUGAGACACAAUUUGGGGUCAAUUACUUAGGUCACUUCUUUCUCACCUUCCUCCUGCUGGACCUCCUGAAGUCCUCCGCUCCGUCCCGGGUCAUCAACCUGGCCUCCAUCGCCCACCUGAUCGGCAAGAUCAACUUUGAGGACGUCAACAGCGAGAAGACGUACCACGCCACCCGAGCCUACGCACAGAGCAAGCUGGCCACCAUCCUCUUCAGCCGCGAGCUGGCCAGGAGAGUGGACGGCUCGGGCAUAACCGUGUGUGCGGUGGACCCAGGAAAGGUCAGCACAGAGAUCAUCCGGCACCUGAGGUGGUCUCUGCAGUUCUUCCUCAGGACCUUCAGCUACUUCCUCAAAACGCCUGCAGAGGGCGCCUACACCACCCUCUACUGCGCGGUCACCCCAGACAUCCAGUCUGGAGGCUACUACAGGAACUGUGCCCUGACAACAGGGUCCGUGGCUGCCAAUGACGACCGCACGGCCUGCAAGCUGUGGGCUCUCAGCUGCCACCUGCUGGGCAUCCGCUGGCACUGACGAGACUCAUGAUGAAUUCCCACAUCACCAGCCCAGUCCGAGAUACAGUAGCCAUGUUGUGAUUGAUAACUGCA
Sardina pilchardus (European sardine) is the source of this 860-nucleotide messenger RNA. Its product is annotated as retinol dehydrogenase 12-like. Gene Ontology annotation, molecular function: oxidoreductase activity. Lineage: Eukaryota; Metazoa; Chordata; Actinopteri; Clupeiformes; Clupeidae. The record is from RefSeq and is a predicted model, not a curated record. The transcript has 5 exons. The coding region runs from base 1 to 786 and encodes 261 amino acids.